Molecule: messenger RNA, 4440 nt
Organism: Elgaria multicarinata webbii
Lineage: Eukaryota; Metazoa; Chordata; Lepidosauria; Squamata; Anguidae
Gene: ITGB7
Product: integrin subunit beta 7
Exons: 15
Coding region: 1-2331 (776 amino acids)
Biological process (GO): cell adhesion mediated by integrin; cell-matrix adhesion; integrin-mediated signaling pathway
Cellular component (GO): focal adhesion; integrin complex; cell surface
Molecular function (GO): integrin binding
Source: RefSeq, a predicted model, not a curated record
AUGUUUCCUGCACAGUGGACUGUGAGACUGUGGCUUUGGCUUACGCUCCUAUCAAUAACGUGUGGAGAGAAGUUACCAGAUAUAGGUUCAUGCCAGCCUCGUCCCUCCUGCCACGAAUGUAUUCAGUCUCAUCCCAGCUGUGCCUGGUGCAAGCAACUGAAUUUCGUGCAACCAGGUGAGUCAGACUUAGGGCGCUGUGCCCCUUGGCUGGAGUUGGAGCAUCGUGGCUGCCUCCCCAGUGAGAUCAUGGACCCCCAUGGCCAGCAGCAUAUACUGGAGGACAGGCCCCUGAGCAACAGCACCCAGCACCAGACCUUCACUCAGCUGUCACCUCAAAGGAUUUCUCUUCAGCUCCAGCCAGGAGAGGAGCAGAAUUUCACAGUACGCUUCAGACGGGCUGAAGGCUAUCCUGUGGACCUGUACUAUCUCAUGGACCUCUCCUACUCCAUGAAGGAUGACCUGGAGAACAUCAAGCGACUGGGAAGUGACCUGCUGGCUGCCCUCCGUGACGUGACCACCUCGGUGAAGAUUGGAUUUGGCUCCUUCGUUGACAAGACUGUGCUGCCCUAUGUGAGCACGGCGCCAUCGAAGUGGAAGAAGCCUUGCCCAAGUUCAGGCAACACCUGUCAGUCACCGUUCAGUUAUCGGCACGUGCUGCCGCUCACCGGCAACGCCAGUGAGUUUGAGGGCAGAGUUAGCCAGCAACACAUUUCGGGUAACAUGGAUGAUGCCGAGGGAGGCUUUGAUGCUAUCAUGCAGGCAGCUGUUUGCAAGGAACAGAUUGGCUGGCGUAAUGUGACGAAGUUAUUGGUCUUCACGUCAGAUGGCGCUUUCCACACAGCAGGGGAUGGGAAACUGGGUGGAGUCUAUAUGCCCAAUGAUGGCCGAUGCCACCUGGAUGCUAACGGCCUCUACACAAAGAGCCACCUAUAUGACUACCCCUCAGUGGCACACUUGGCCGAGGUGCUGUCGGAAUCCAACAUCCAGCCCAUCUUCGCGGUGACUGGCUCCAGGCUUCUUAUGUAUGAAGAGCUGAGCAGACACAUUCCCAAGUCGGUGGUUGGCGAGCUAAAGGAAGAUUCCAGCAAUGUAGUGCAGCUCAUCGCGGAGGCCUACAGUAGCCUCUCAUCCUCUGUGAAUUUGGAGCACUCCGCAGACCUCCCUCCCGGUAUCUCCAUUGCUUACGACUCACAUUGUGGUGGCUCAGAAACAUAUGGACGUGUGCAGGGUGGAGAAUGCCUUGGUGUACGCGUCAACGAACUGGUGCAAUUCACAGUGAGGAUCAAGGCUACCACCUGCCUAACUGGGCCUCAGAAACUGGUGCUACGAGUGCUUGGAGUGGGCGAAGAACUGCAAGUAGAGCUAACGACGGCAUGCGAAUGCCAGUGUGGAGACAUCCAACCCUACGCUGAACACUGUUCUGGUGGCCACGGCAAUCUCACCUGUGGCAUCUGCAGCUGUCAGGAGGGCUACAUUGGACGGCUGUGUGAGUGCAAGCAAGAGGAGGUGCUCGACCCGGAGGCCAGGUGCCGAGAUGUGAACGACACAGGCCCGGUCUGCAGCGGCAAGGGCCAUUGUGUGUGUGGGAAAUGCCAGUGCAACGGCCAGGCAAGUGGGCCCCUUUGCAGCUGUGACAACACGAUCUGCGACCGGUACAACGGGCAGCUCUGCGCAGGCAAUGGGCAAUGCAGGUGUGGCCAGUGCGAGUGCUAUUUGAACUACACGGGCAGUGCCUGUGAGUGCAGCCCAGAUACCAGUGGGUGCAGACAGGAGGGCACCCCAUGCAGUGGGCAUGGACACUGCGUCUGCAACAGAUGCCGCUGUGAUGCUGGUUGGUUUGGCAGCCACUGCAGCCACUGUUCUGACUGCCAGACACCCUGUGAAGAGCACAGGGACUGUGCGGAGUGCAAGGUCUUUGGGAGUGGGAAUUGCAGCAGCUUGUGCAACCAGACGGUGAAGGUAGUGCCAGCAGCCACCACGAAUGAGGGCUGGUGCCAGACGAAGGCAAAAGAUGGCAGCCUCCUCAUCUACAUCAUCGAGAAGGACGAGACGGGCACUGUCACCCUGAUUGUGAGCAGCAAAGAGGAUGCUACUACACACACAGUCAAGCAAGUGGUCUUCUGGGUGCUGGGCUUCCUGGCAGUGGGGAUAGCAUUCAUUCUGGUGUACCACUAUGUCAUGGAGUACCUUGACCGGAGAGAGUUCAGACGCUUUGAAAAGGAGCGCGAAAAUGCUAAGUGGAAUGAGGAGGACAACCCAUUGUUCCAAGGAGCCACCACCACGUUCAUCAACCCCAAAUUCAACGACGAAUGCAAUGGAAACAGACUCUAAGUGUGCUGGUUGCUAGAUAUUAUGCUGAUCUUGGACCAGAGAGUUGUGUUUGAACACUUAUUCAGCAUUAUGGUGACUCAGGAGCCAGUGUGGUGUAGUGGCUAAAGUGUUGGACUGGGAGUCAGGAGAUCCGGGUUCUAGUCCCCACUCUGCCAUGGAAGCUCACUGGGGCAGGAUCUACACUACUGCUUUAAAGCGCUUUAUAACAGUUUUGAUAACUGUUGAGGCCCAGGACACACUGCAUAUACAGUUUUCAAAACGUUUUCAAAGUGCUUUAAAAGCAGUAGUGUAGAUCCCCUUCUAGUGACUUUGAGUUGGUCACAAACACUCAGCCCAACCUACCUCACAGGGUUAUUGUUGUGAGGAUAACAUGGAGAGGAGGAGGAUUAUGUACACCACUUUGGGUUCCUUGGAGGAAAAAAGCCAGGAUCUAAAGGUAAUAAAUAAAUAAAUUAUAGCUGAGUGCAGCCUUGGGCACACAGGCAUCUCUCAGUUUGACCUACCUCACAGGACAAAGACAAAUGUGAUAACCUCCAAAUGUGCUUAAUAAGAAUUUGAACCAGAUGCAAAUCACACUUCAAGACCUUUCUCAAAAUGAAAGCUUUUUGGCAUUGUGCUUCAUUCAGAUUCUCAAGGAAUCCCCCUCCCUUCAAAUCAUUGAUAUAAGAGUAAGGCUGAUCCACUUUCAUUCAGGAGGAAACCACCCCUUGUGUUUCUUUUGUUUGAGUCAUUAUUCUGGGUGCUCCUCCUCUGAGACAGGUAUUCGAUGUAAAUAUCCACUGCCACUUGAUGAAGUAGAAAUGUCACCACUGCGAACUCCAAGCAGAGGUUGACUGGAAGAAGAGUAGAGCAGUAAAUCAUUCAGAAAAGCAGCAACUAAGCUCCCCUGUAGGUAGGUAGAUUGCAUUCUCGUGGCCCACUAGUAGGUGCCAGGCCACAGACUGGGAAUUACUGGAGCAAACAAUUGCCUUAGUACAGCCUUCCCACCUUGGUACCCUCCAGCAGUUGUAGUCCUACACACCUAGGUGGUGCCAGGUUGGGGAAGCCUGCUUUAAUAGAUCAGAUCCAGGUCAAUUUAGUUCAGUUUUCUGUUUUCAGCGGUGACACCCCUUUGGGUUUUCACAAGCAAGGGAUGGCCAGCUCUCAGCGCACUCCCAGUCAAACAUUUGAGUGUCUCUCAUGUCUAGCAGCUGCAUGCACACCAUAAAAUUAAACUUGUAAUCGUAACUGGUUCUUCUCCCCUGGAAUUCUGCAUAUGUACCACCCACACAGCUGCCCGUCACUCUCUCUGCCUGAGCUGGUCUCAUGUUUGGUCUUGAAGACCCCAGAAUGGUGGCUCUCAGGGACCUCAUCAUAUAUGCUGGGGCCAUUGGGAUUCCAAGCAGCUCUGGAAUUCAUGGUCAUCAUGGCAACCGUAGGGCUGUCUCAAAAUGUCAUCACUCCAACACAUGUGGCAGAACCCACUCUGGAUAUAGUCUUCUCAAUCAGGUUGGAGGAUUAUGGGCAGAUCAUUACUUUCAGCAUCUUUCCCCCUCUGCAAGGUUUGGGGAACCUAUGAAAAUUAUGCCAGUAGUUUGCCAUCUGCACUGGCUGCCAGCCCAUUUCAAAGCGCUGGCUUUAACCUAUAGUCCCAAAUGGCUUGGGGUGAGGUUACUUGAAGGGGCAUUUCCUCCCAAAUCUACCUAACUGAACCAUAAGUCACCAUCCAAGGUCCUUCUUCAGUUCCCCCCACAAAAUAAGGCAUGGCAGGUGGCUAUAACAGAGGCCUUUUCAGUGACUGUGUAACUCCUUUCUUAAGAGAGGCUCACCUAAUUACAUUAUAGUCUUUCCAACACCAGGUGAAGACCUUAUUUUCCCAGGGAUUUUAAGAAAUGUUUUUAGUGCAUUUUCAUCUUAACACUUUUAUUCCACUGAUGUUUUUUUUUUUUACUUUGGUUUUUAUGCUGCACUGGUUUUAUCUUUUGCUGUUGAUUUUAUUAUGUACUGCUUUUAUCAUUGUCUAUUGUUUAGUAUUUGGUGUUUUUAAGUUACUUGUAUGCUGCCUAGAGAACUCUGGGGUUUGGGUGGUCUAGAGUGUAAGAGUAAAACAUUUUUGGGAAGACACAUGAA